This is a messenger RNA of Capsella rubella, 1374 nucleotides long. Its product is annotated as MLP-like protein 28. NCBI's taxonomy places the organism in Eukaryota, Viridiplantae, Streptophyta, Magnoliopsida, Brassicales, Brassicaceae. Gene Ontology annotation, biological process: defense response. The coding region runs from base 114 to 1115 and encodes 333 amino acids. The record is from RefSeq and is a predicted model, not a curated record. The transcript is spliced from 3 exons.
UCACUCAUUUCUCUACAUAUAGGGCUAUAGGGAGCUCACUAUCUAUCCACAAAACAGAAUCAUCCCAAACAAACAUCUAGUAUCUUCAAUAAAAUCAAAUCAGCCGUAGAAAAAUGGCAGAUACUAUGGCACCGAUGGGAGAUGAGGUGAAGAAAACUGAGACGCCUAGUUUGGUCGGGACGCUUGAGACAGACGUGGAGAUCAAAGCUUCGGCUGGACAAUUCCAUCACAUGUUCGCAGGGAGACCACACCAUGUCUCCAAAGCAUCUCCAGGAAACAUUCAAGGCUGUGAUCUUCAUGAAGGUGACUGGGGCAAAGUCGGCUCUAUCGUCUAUUGGAACUACGUUCAUGAUGGGGAGGCAAAAGUGGCAAAGGAGAGGAUCGAGGCGGUGGAGCCGGACAAGAACCUGAUUACGUUCAGGGUCAUAGAUGGUGAUCUGAUGAAAGAGUACAAAAGCUUCUUGCUCACGAUCCAGGUGACCCCAAAGCAAGGAGGGCCAGGGAGUAUUGUGCACUGGCACCUUGAGUAUGAGAAAAUUAGCAACGAGGUAGCUCAUCCAGAAACUCUCCUCCAGUUCUGUGUCGAAGUCUCCAAAGAGAUCGACGAACAUCUCUUAGCCGAUGAAGAAGAGGUGAAGCAAACAGAGGCUUCUAGUUUGGUGGGGAAGCUUGAGACAGACGUGGAGAUCAAAGCGUCGGCGGAGAAGUUCCAUCACAUGUUCACUGGGAAACCACAUCAUGUCUCCAAAGCAUCUCCAGGUAACAUUCAAGCCUGUGACCUGCAUGAAGGCGAUUGGGGCACAGUAGGCUCUAUCAUCUUAUGGAAUUACGUUCAUGAUGGGGAGCCAAAGGUAGCAAAGGAGAGGAUCGAGGCGGUGGAGCCAGAAAAAAACUUGAUCACUUUUAGAGUUAUAGAAGGUGAUCUGAUGAAAGAAUACAAAAGCUUCUUGCUCACCAUCCAGGUGACCCCAAAGCAAGGAGGGCCAGGGAGUAUUGUGCACUGGCACCUUGAGUAUGAGAAAAUUAGCAACGAGGUUGCCCAUCCUGAAACUCUCCUCCAGUUCUGUGUCGAAGUCUCCAAAGAGAUCGACGAACAUCUCUUGUCCGAGGAAUAGAGGAGAGUACUCCUCCAUAUAUGUGUGCCGCCUUAAGUUCAUUAUAUGAACGAUAAUGCAAUAAAUAAGGACUAAGGUGCUAUGUCCGAGUUUGUGAGAUAUGUAAGUGUGAGAGUGCAUGAAUGUAAUCCUUUUACGUUGGAAAUUGUAACGUCAAGAAGCGACGUCUAGUAGCUAAGAUCGAUGAGGCUGCUAUAGUCCAUAAAAUAUAUAAGUAUGCAUGUUAUGUUUGCUAAUGAUAUAUGUUUGGAUUAACGAA